AUGCACAUCGCCCAUCAGUCGAACGAUAGCGACUCCAACAUUAAACUUAGCGACUUUGGCUUCGCCCGUCGAGUCCACACUCCUCAGUCGUUGACUCACCGAGUAGGGACACCUCCUUAUGUCGCCCCAGAAAUAUUGAAAAACAUUCCCCACGACGAGCGAGUGGAUCUUUGGAGUGUCGGUAUUACGGGGUUUUGUCUUUUGGUGGGAUAUCCUCCGUUUGGCGGUCACGACGAACCGCGCGAAAUGAUCUGUCAGCAAAUCAAGGAGGGUGCAUGGCGAUUCGACCCCAUCGAUUGGCGCUCGAUCAGUCCUCAAGCCAAGGAAUUGAUCCAGGGAUUGCUGCAAGUCGAUCCGGCGGACCGUUUGACAGCCUCCGAAGCCUUGCAGAGCCAAUGGAUGACGGAACUGUCGGAGGAAGAGUUGAAACAGCGUAGCUUGUCCAAGGGUUUGUCUACACUGAAACGAAAGCAAAGCAAAUCACGGGAGAUUCGAGGGGCCGCCAACCGCACCUUGACGUGGUUUCAACAAAAAAAGACUUAUCUGUGCCACCGUGGUUUUGUCAGUAAGCCCAUUUCGUCUCCCACCCAAGCUCACGAGAGUUUUUUGGAAGACAGCGUUGGCAAUAUUGAAGUCAAAGCUGGGGUCUGA
This is a messenger RNA of Seminavis robusta, 651 nucleotides long. The record is from the annotation of a GenBank genome assembly. NCBI's taxonomy places the organism in Eukaryota, Bacillariophyta, Bacillariophyceae, Naviculales, Naviculaceae.